Molecule: messenger RNA, 534 nt
Organism: Arctia plantaginis
Lineage: Eukaryota; Metazoa; Arthropoda; Insecta; Lepidoptera; Erebidae
Source: the annotation of a GenBank genome assembly
AUGACAGCUGAGCCUUACACCGUUCAACUAGACGCUGAAACCAAAGCCACAUUAAAAAUGUAUUUGUUUAGGGACGUUCAAAAUGUAAAUUCAGUACGGAAAAACGUUGUCAACGGAACCUGGAGUUGUGCUGUUAUUAAGCCUAGUUUAAUACUGGACCCUUUCCAAGUUGCCGUAGCAGCUAACAAGGCUGCAGUAGCUGAGAAAUUGAAUACUAUGGUGACAAGGACGGUUUUUGCAGAACUUUUGUACAAUUUAUCAAUCACAAAGAAUAUAACACAGAGUUUAAGCAUGUUUGGUAUUGACAAAAAUAAAAACUUACUAGUGUGCUUUAUAGCUACAGAGGAGAAGGAUCCCAGCAGUGAGAUAGUGCCACAAAUACGAGGUAAACUUUGUCUCAUGAGUGAACUGAAAGACUUAACUAAUAUGGAGAAUUUGAAAAGUGCCUACCAACUAGAGGGUUUAGCAACUGAUGAUGAUUUACUUAAUGUAAUUGUAAGCAGAAUGGUUACCAAACAAUUUAUAUCAUAUUAA